Messenger RNA from Pistacia vera, 2618 nucleotides. RefSeq names its product rab escort protein 1. The transcript has 9 exons. NCBI's taxonomy places the organism in Eukaryota, Viridiplantae, Streptophyta, Magnoliopsida, Sapindales, Anacardiaceae. Gene Ontology annotation, molecular function: GDP-dissociation inhibitor activity. The coding region runs from base 547 to 2181 and encodes 544 amino acids. The record is from RefSeq and is a predicted model, not a curated record. Gene Ontology annotation, cellular component: nucleus; Rab-protein geranylgeranyltransferase complex; cytosol. Gene Ontology annotation, biological process: intracellular protein transport; small GTPase-mediated signal transduction; vesicle-mediated transport.
UUUGACCGAAUCGACUUCGCAGCAAAGAUCCACUUUCAAUUCUUCUCACCCAAACCGUGAUACAAUUUCGGGUACUGAAUUCUUCUCUUCAUAUCUUUUCCCUUUGAAUGUUUCAUACUUGAUUUUACACGAAGAUAUUGAACUCUUCGAAUUGGGAGCUUAUAUAAAUAUAUAUUUAAUUUGAAAUUUAGUAUCUCAAGGGGCGCUAUAUUGAGUUUCUUUUUAUUAGUUGGUUGAGAAAAUUUUAGUUUCAACUCGUUAAUUUCGAAGUGAAAUAUAAAAGUCCGCAAAUAUGGCAGAAAAUUUUAUGCUGCUGAAGAGGGAGUCUUUUCAUUUUAGUCGUUAUAUUUUGUAAACACUAACCCAGUUUACAAAUCCAUUCAAAUGCUUAGGUACUGCCCUGUACUCAGAUUCUUGUGUUGCUGGAAAUGAAAUGUUAUUAGAGCAAUAAGAAGACAUCUCAGUCCUGCUAGUGAAACCCUAGAGAAAAUCAAAGUUGCUCAGAGUGUAUAUCGUUGGCAACUAAAUAACUCUAGAAUUGACACAAUGAGUGACCUCCCACCGUACCCUCCGAUCGAGCCCACCACAUUUGACCUCAUUAUAAUUGGAACUGGCUUACCAGAAUCUGUAAUUUCUGCUGCAGCAUCAGCCGUUGGGAAAUCUGUCCUUCACCUAGACCCUAACCCUUUCUAUGGAUCUCACUUUGCCUCCCUUUCCAUCCCAGACAUUACUUCCUUCCUAAAUUCCCAUUCUACUGUUUCCUCUGAUGACCAUGAUCUCACCACCCACCCACUCUACUCUGAAGUAGAGAUUUCUAAUUCAGCUCCUGAACUUCUCAAUGAACACUCUAGAAAAUUUAAUUUAGAUUUAUCGGGACCUAGGGUUUUAUUUUGUGCCGAUCAAUCAGUGGAUUUGAUGUUAAAAUCGGGGGCGAGUCAGUAUGUUGAAUUCAAAAGUAUUGAUGCCAGUUUUGUGGGGGAUGGUGAUGGGAAGUUAUGGAGCGUGCCAGAUUCGCGUGCAGCAAUAUUUAAGGACAAAAGUUUGGGGUUGAUGGAGAAGAAUCAAUUGAUGAGAUUCUUUAAGCUUGUUCAGGGACACUUGAGUGAAAAUGAGCAUGAAGACAAUAGCAUGAAAAUCUCAGAGGAGGAUUUGGAGAUACCAUUUGUUGAAUUUUUGACGACAAUGAAGUUGCCACAGAAGAUUAAAUCUUUCUGGUUUUGUAGGAUGAUUCUCUAUGCAAUUGCGAUGGCAGAUUAUGAUCAAGAAAAUACAGAGGGUAGUAAAGACGUACUAAAGACAAAAGAUGGAAUAAAUCGAUUAGCUCUCUACAAUUCAUCUGUUGGCAGGUUUCAAAAUGCACUCGGGGCUUUGAUAUAUCCUAUCUAUGGGCAAGGGGAGCUACCACAAGCAUUUUGUCGUCGUGCAGCUGUCAAAGGUUGUAUUUAUGUUUUGCGUAUGCCAGUGAUUUCUCUGCUUAAGGACGAGGAUAGUGGAUCCUAUAAAGGUGUUAGAUUAGCUUCAGGUCAAGAUAUAUUCAGCAACAAGCUGGUCCUAGAUCCAUCCUUUACAGUUCCAGGAACAUUAGCAACUCCUCCAUCUGAGCAAUUGCCAGAAUGUUUACUAGCUUAUAAUCCCACAGAUGUUAAUAAGAAGGUGUCUAGGGGAAUAUGCAUCACCAAGAGUUCUUUGAAACCAAAUCUACCAAAUUUUAUGGUGGUGUAUCCUCCUAAAUCUUUGUUUCCAGAGCAGGUUGCUGCAAUCCGAGUUCUUCAGCUUGGUGGCAGUUUAGCUGUUUGUCCUUCGGGCAUGUUUGUCUUGUAUUUUUCAGCUUUGUGUGCUGAUGCCGAUCAAGGAAAGAAGUUGCUACAUGCAACCUUGAAUGCUCUCCAGAAACUUCUUGAUUCUGAAAAUGCUGAAAGUAGCUUGACAAUUCAAGGCAGGGAUGCAGAAGAAGUAAAACCCACUAUACUUUGGAGUGCAUUGUAUGUUCAGGAUCUCGUAAUGGGUCAAUAUGGAUCUAUUAGCUCAACUAUAAUGCCAGACGGAAAUCUGAACUACACUGAUCUUUUGGACACUACUGAGAAGCUAUUCCACAAGAUAUAUCCAAAUGAAGAAUUCUUUCCAGAGACCACUUCACCUGAGAACUGUGAGGAUGAUGCUGGCCUUACUCUAGAGACCUGAAGUACUUUUUCUGCUCUCUAUUGGUUUAUCUAUCAUACCAAAAGCAUUAAAUUAGUUUCAAUAGUUGGAGAGCUAAUAUGGCUUAUGAAAUGCGGCCACUCUUUCAGACACUGUUGCCCGUGAUCGACAGCCUGUUUGUUUCGUUUUCAUGAUUUUGAAAGCACUAGAAAUAGAACUUGGGCACUUUUUAUAUCCGUUUCCAGAACUUGGCAAAGAAACUGACCAGGAAAGGAUUCUUUCCUUGAAGUUACUGAUAGUAACGCCCUGCUUCUGGAUUUCUGUUGCAAAACAGCGGAACACCAAUCAGGUUGACAUUUUCUGUGUUGUAUUUGUGUUCCUUGCUGCAUGGAUACAUUAAUACUCUUUUAUCACUCUGUACAUGAACACAUUUUUUUUUUUUUUCACUAAAGAGAAAUUGGAAGGAUAGUUUUUGUGCA